AUGUCUACGACAGAGAAAGUUGUCGUGGGCUCAAGUAAGCCCGAUCUGUCAAGCAACGACGACGGUGAUGAAGCUGUUACCGGACUAACUCUGGGUCUUCUGAUAAUGGGGCUCGUCCUUUGUAUCUUUCUAGUGUCACUUGACAUGACCAUCAUCGCCACGGCGAUCCCUCAGAUCACCAGGGAUUUCAAUAGCAUUGAUGCCAUCGGAUGGUACGGUGCUGCCUUCAUGCUCACGCUCACAGGUUUCUCCCAGCUGUGGGGAAAGGCGUAUGGCCACUUUUCCAUGAAAUGGGUCAUUAUCACCGCCAUCGUCCUCUUUGAAGUUGGCAGCCUGAUUUGCGGCAUUGCGAAAAACAGCAUUACUCUGAUUACGGGUCGUGCUAUCGCUGGCGCUGGCGGUGCCGGCAUCACGAAUGGCUGCUACACCAUCAUUGGCGUCGUGGCACAACGGGAGAAGCGUCCUGCAUAUGCGGGCAUCCUCGCCUGCACGUACGGCAUCGCCAGUGUAGUUGGUCCUCUAGUUGGCGGUGCCUUCACAUCCCUUGUAACUUGGCGUUGGUGCUUCUACAUCAACCUGCCAAUCGGGGGGUUUGCAUUGCUGGUGCUUAUCGCUUUCUUCAAAGUUCCAGCUGGUGCUGUGACUGUCAAAACCCCGUACGCCGACAAGUUGAAAUCCAUGGAUUUUGGCGGCGUCUUGCUGGUCAUGCUGGCCCUCAUCUUCUACAUUCUGCCAUUGCAGUGGGCUGGCAUAGCAAAAUCCUGGGUAUCUGGUGAGGUAUUGGGAUUCCUAAUUGCAUCGGUUGUCGUCGUGGCUAUCUUUGUAGCGUACCAAAUCUGGAUGGGGGAGAGAGCCAUGAUGGUUCCGCGGCUCAUCAAACAGAGGCGCGUGCUGAGUCUGGCAUUGUUCAACAUGUUCAUGGCUGGGUCGUUUUUCAUCUUCAUGUACUACCUGCCCAUAUACUUUCAAGCCAUUGGCGGAAGUUCCGCAACGGGCAGCGCCGUCAAAAACUUGGCCCUCAUUUUAAGCUCAACCGUCGCCAGCUUGGUUGGCGGCGCGUUGAUGAUGCCCGUGGGAUACUUCCACGUCUUCCUCUUGGUCGGGUCUACACUCUGUUUGAUUGGUGGCGGCUUAUUUCUCACCCUUAACACACAUCUAGUUGUCGGUAAUUACGUCGGCUACCAGUUGCUGUUUGGCAUAGGCGCAGGCUUGUGCUUCCAGGCGCCUGUCAUGGUCGGGCAAGCGUUUGCAAAGCCAUCAGACAUGGCCUCAACUACAGCUAUACUAUUAUUUUUUCAAACCCUGGGAGGAGCCAUCUUCAUCUCGGCUGCUCAGUGCAUCUUCACCAAUAGACUGGCCGUGCACCUGUUGAGCCAUGCCCUUGAAGAUGGUACCUUUGUUCCUGUUUCACUUAUCACUACACUUGGAGCGGCUGAUCUCCGUGGUUCACUGACCGAAGCACAGCUGGAAGUUGUCUUGCCUGCUUACUUAGCCGGGCUUAAGAGCGCUUGGAGUCUGGCAGCGGCAUGCGCUGGAGCAUCGUUCGCAUCAUCACUUCUUGCCAAAUUUGAAACCAUGAAAUCUACCAUCAAUAAGAAGAACGAUGAUGUUGACACGGAGGCGGUGGAGACACUCAACUCGCCUCCUGAGAAGCCUUCCCGCUAAGGUCCAUACAAUCGUCUUCUAAGCAUGUCGCUAAUAUAUCAACCCAAGAAAAUGUUUGUAAAAUCACAAUUCAC
This is a messenger RNA of [Torrubiella] hemipterigena, 1739 nucleotides long. Lineage: Eukaryota; Fungi; Ascomycota; Sordariomycetes; Hypocreales; Clavicipitaceae. The record is from the annotation of a GenBank genome assembly.